Messenger RNA from Solea solea (common sole), 1136 nucleotides. RefSeq names its product endonuclease, polyU-specific C (gene endouc). The transcript is spliced from 8 exons. Gene Ontology annotation, molecular function: RNA endonuclease activity. Lineage: Eukaryota; Metazoa; Chordata; Actinopteri; Pleuronectiformes; Soleidae. The record is from RefSeq and is a predicted model, not a curated record. Bases 66 to 1007 code for a protein of 313 amino acids.
UCUGGUGGAGACAAACACCCACAGUUCUGUGCUGGAGUCUGAGGGAGUGGGAGCUCACAACUAUCAUGGCUGUGACGUUUUGUGGAGUCCUUGUUCUUCUUGCAGUGUCCCUCUGUGGACUGAAUGCAUCAAGACCAGCUGUAAAUCAGGAACUCUCCACUCUUUUCAAUGAGCUGUGGCAGUUGGACGUGAACCGGAUGAGACCUGGCAUCGAUUACAACAUAUCUGUUCAGGGCAGAGCCAACUUUGUCAGCCCGGGCAACCAUGUUGUCCAGGAUCACGCCUCACUGCCUCUGUUCUCCAGCGUCGAUGAGAACAAAUUAAAGAACUUGACCACCGCCACCUCUUUCAUGAAACUCCUGGACAACUAUGAGUUCUCCACAGGCGUGGCAGAGCGAGUCACAGCAGAGGAGCAGACUGAGACUAAUCUCUUCCUGGACGCUGUCUUACAGACAGAGGUCAUGAAGCGCACUCACAGGUACCUGGUGAGCAAAGGCAAGUCCAGCUCAAACUUGAGGCUGUUUAAGAAUCAACUCCACUUGAUCUGGUUCCACCUCUACCACCGACAGAGGAACACAGGCCCAGACUCCUGUGGAUUUGAGCACGUCUUUGUUGGAGAAACAAAAUCUGGGACAGAAAUCAUCGGUUUUCACAACUGGAUCCAGUUCUACCUGCAAGAAAAGAACAGCCACUUGGACUACAAGGGAUUCAAAGCCAGGAUGAAUGACUUGCCAGAUCAGGACGACCAUGUUCUGAGCCUCCAGUUCAGCUGGCACGGUUUGGUGAAGCCUGUUGGAAGCGCCUUCAUUGGGACAAGCCCUGAGUUUGAGAUGGCGCUCUUCACCGUCGUCUUCCUCAUGAACACAGAGAGGAGCACCACAGUGCUGGUCAACAUCGACCAGUGUCAGAUGGAGCUGGUGGUCAUCAGACACGGCCGCGCCCUAGGCACAGCGUAUCCCAAACUGCUCAGCAGCAACAGCAGACAUGUUAGACAGCACUCGCACUGAAGUGACACAUGUUUCCUGUUUGACUGGUUUGGUUAAUCCAGUGUUAACCAAACCAGUGUUAACCAAUGUGUUUCUGCUCGUACAUUUACUGCCAUAAAGUGAAAAUAUCAAUAAAACGACAAAUGUUAA